AUGGCUGUCGCAGCGGAAGCAAUCCACAUGGACCAUCAGGUCGAUCUGUCAACCAUUCCCAUCUCCCCCAAUGGCCAAAGUCAAGGCGCCGAUUUCAAAGACAGUGACAAGCCCGUGACUGUAUUCCACGACAAGGAUAACUUCAACGUCAAGCAUCCUCUCCAGAACAAGUGGACUCUGUGGUUCACCAAGCCCCCUAGUGGAAAGGGCGAUAACUGGAACGACUUAUUGAAAGAGGUCAUUACUUUCGAUUCCGUCGAGGAGUUUUGGGGCGUCUACAACAAUGUCGCACCCGUUUCCGAACUGGCUCUCAAGUCCGACUACCAUCUGUUCAAGGCUGGUGUGCGACCUGAGUGGGAGGAUCCUCAGAACAAACACGGUGGAAAGUGGUCCUAUCAGUACAAGGAUAAGCGGAGCAUCGAUGUGGACAGCCUCUGGUUGCAGAUCAUGAUGGCUGCCAUUGGCGAGACUCUCGAGGACGAGGACGAUGGCGAGGUCAUGGGUGUUGUCGUCAAUGUCCGCAAGGGCUUUUACCGUAUUGGAGUCUGGACACGCACUGUUGGCAGGCCCGUCACUGGACGUGGCGAUGGCGACGUUGCUGGGGGUAAGGGCCGCAGUGAGAAGAAGGGCAUAGACAUUCUCAUGUCCAUUGGUCGACGCGUCAAGGAGGUUCUCGAGCUUCCCCCUAGCGAGAAGGUUGAGUUCUCUGGUCACACGGACAGCGCCGUGGCUGGUAGCACAAGAGCCAAGGCGAAACAUACCGUGUAG
Molecule: messenger RNA, 768 nt
Organism: Ustilaginoidea virens
Lineage: Eukaryota; Fungi; Ascomycota; Sordariomycetes; Hypocreales; Clavicipitaceae
Exons: 3
Coding region: 1-768 (255 amino acids)
Biological process (GO): translational initiation
Cellular component (GO): cytoplasm; eukaryotic translation initiation factor 4F complex
Molecular function (GO): translation initiation factor activity; RNA 7-methylguanosine cap binding
Source: RefSeq, a predicted model, not a curated record